AUGGACUCUUUGCCUGUAGUCCCUGCGAAACACGCUGAUUUUGUGUCAUACGUUCAAGCGCAUCCAGAGAUUCCAAUCCAGAACUUAGUGCAUCCUUACAACAAAUUUGAUGCCGCUGCGCGCAGAAUCUACGCACAGGAGUUAUCACAUCCGUUGGUGAAGGAUAACCAUGUCAACAUUGUACCACUCUACGAUACGGCAGGUUCCACUGAUCUUCGGGUCCGGGCAAGAGAUCUUGCUUCCGAGGAUCCUGAAAUCAAAGAAAAAUACAUCUUACCCCUGGAAGAUAGGACCCGCCGACCCAAUGAUUCACCCGCCGUUGUUCCGACCUUGACUGAAUUUCAACAAAACUUUGCCAUCUUCACGGAAAACUCAUUGAGCGAGCUGGACUGGAGUAAUGUUGUGGUUGCGGGAAGUGCCGUGGUAACUUCGGCUCUACCUGUACCGGAAGAACAUCGCAGUUCAAAGAGAGCUCUACGCCAGUAUUACCAUGAUCAGUUUGCACCGGCCUCGGAUGUGGAUCUUUUUCUCUAUGGCUUGACUGAAGACCAAGCGAUCGAGAAAAUAAAGCACAUCGAAGACAAGAUCCGGAACUCCAUUUUGCACGAGACCACCACCGUCCGCACGAAGAACACUGUUACCAUUGUCUCCCAAUAUCCCACUCGUCAUGUGCAGAUCGUGCUUCGUAUCUACCACUCGGUAGCGGAGAUCCUCACUGGGUUUGACGUUGAUUGUUCUUGUGCAGCCUAUGACGGCAAGCAAGUCUAUGCAUCUCCACGUGCAAUCGCAUCCUACAUCACCCAAGUGAACCAAAUUGAUCUUACCCGACGGUCCCCUUCGUAUGAGAACCGACUUUCCAAGUAUUCUCACCGUGGGUUUGAGGUAUUUUGGCCGCAGCUGGACCGAUCAAAGAUCGAUCCUACCAUCUUUGAGCGAAGUUUCAAUAGAACUCAGGGACUUGCCCGUCUUUUGGUUCUGGAGAAACUCCCAAAACCGGGCGACAGAGAAUCAUAUCUUGGAAAGAGGCGUUCAGAGCGCGGCCGACCAGCCCCGAGCUUGAACUUGAACCGACACCGAAGAGAGCUCAGGGGUAACAUCAAGAAUGAAUGGGAGGAUGAAGUUCCCGAAUGGCAGGAGGAAGACCAAUUGUCAAACUACCACACAUUCACUAUUCCAUACGGCAAACGAUUCAAUGCUCGCAGCAUCGAAAAGCUCUUGUACGCAAAGGACUUGCUCUUGAAUGCCCAAUGGAAUCAGCCCAAGGAUCGUACUGUCUACCUGCACCGCCACCCGGCUUUCUUUGGCGAUGCAGAUAAUGUCAUUGGAGAUUGUUGUGGCUGUUGUCCCCGGCCUGUGACAGAUGAAGAACUGAAAUUAGCUGAGGAGGAGAGCAAAAUCUACAUUUCGGGCCCGGUAACUUUCAUGAAAGAUGAUCCCGGCCGCCAGGAGAUUGGCAGUUUCAAUCCUAUUACCGAAGUAGACUGGACAGAAAUGGCCUAUGUUGGACGCACGGAACGGUUAUGUCAGGCAAUUGUUUCUAAUGAUGUAGCAGCCGUCAAAAGCUUCUUGGCCGAUAAAGAUGCAAACCCUGAUCGCCGGGACUACACUGGACGCACACCACUUCAUCUAGCCUGCAUCUCGUCUAGCCCGGAAGUGGUCCAAUGUCUUGUGGAUCACGGAGCUCGACUAGUCGCUCGCAUGGCUGACGGGAAAACAGCAUUGCAUCUUGGAGCUGCUCGCGGUGACGUUGGAAUAAUCCGGAUUCUUCUUACGAAGAGCCAUGAGAAUGAAGAAGCAGAGGCUAAGAACAAGGAUUCAAAGAAGAAAAUCACCGAGAAAGAGUCGAAUAUUGGGGAAGGGGGCGGGGACGUGGAAAUGUCAGAUGCGUACGCUGCUUCUCACACUUCUGCUUCCUAUGUCAUGGUCGAGGAGGAAGGGAGUGGUGAUAAUCACGAAACCCUUGAAGAAAUUGAACAGGAACCGGAUAUUUACGACAUCAACGCAACUGCGUGGGACAGUCUCGCUUCACCCCUUCACCUGGCUAUUCUUCAUGGCCAUACUGAGGUCGUCACUGAGCUUGUUUCAUCAUUUGGAGCUGACAUUUCUAUGCCAGUCAAGAUUUUGAAUGACUGGAGUAGAAAGCCAGAGGCGGCAAUCCUCAACUUGGUCCUCGUUCUUGCUCUUCCCCUGGAUAAAGCAAGGAGUAUGUCACAGACACUUUUAAGGCUAGGCGCUUCUCCAGCUCAGGCGGAUCUAACCCAGAGUACGCCAUUGCACUACAUUGCGCAGUCCAACUACAGUGAUCUUCUGAAAAUAUACUUGGAGAAUGAUGGCCCGGCACUGCAACGAGCAAUCAAUCAUAUUGCUCUUACGAGUCAAAGCUUCUUCAGAGGAAACAACAUAUUCUUCACACCUUUGAUGAAUGCAAUUGCAAGCCGGAAUUCUACCUCUGCAAAAGAGCUACUGAAACUUGACGCAAAGCCAUGGUUUGAGCUUGAACACUUGAUGAGGGCCAUUGCAUCCCAGGCCUCCAAUGAUCACAAUUUUCAAUCCGUUCUCCUCAACGCUCAAAAUGGAACUACUCAGCCCAUUCUUUUUGCUGCAGAGAAGGAUCUGCCCUUGAUUGCGAUUGAGCUAUUGCGCCAGGGUGCCGAUCCAAAUUUUGAACAGGCGUCGACUAACCCUUACAAUACCUGGCAUAAGAACCAAAUGACAGUCCUGACCUGUGUCCGAAAUUCUUUGAAAUCCAAGCGAGAUUAUUUGAAUGGUGUUAGCGGAGGCAACCAAAGCUUCCAGCCUUGGGACCUACCCACGGUGUUUGAGAAGGAUGAUGAAUCAUAUCUGGCUAAGUAUCCACAAAAAUCUUACAGGAUGUUCUUCGCCAAAAAUCAACUGAAGCAUGCUCGCGAAAAGCAGAAGAAGUACGACGAGACACACUCAUCACAUCAACAUAUGGUCGGUGAACAGAAAAAUACCACAAUAGAACCUGGCCUCCGCGAGAAAAAGGAGGCUGUGGCCGCAUUGAUUCGUGACUAUGAGCUCUUGGAGAAGGAACUGUUAGCGCGAGGCGCGAAGACAGUUGAGGAGCUUUAUCCAGCCGAGAAUGCAGCCUUCCAGUCUCGCCACCCGACCUCCACUAGUCCAUACAAGCCAAAAAUCUUCACAAUCAAUUUCGAAUUCCAGACGCCCGUGCUGACAGACAUAAGACGUGAGGGAUACGUGAAACUAUUUGAAGCAGCAUGGGCUGGAGAUAUAAAGACAAUCGAGGCUUUGACUCUUGCUAUGUGGGGGCCAUCUCAAGACCAACCGCCUCUUGAAAUUGCAAUUCAGGAUGCGCUUAGCAACUCGUGUCUUUCCAUUGCGGUUCUCAGAGGUCAUUCAGCCAAUGCCGAGGCGAUUAUUUCAAUUCUUCAAGCUCAAUACAAAAAGAAAGAGCCACAAGGACAAGUGGUAUACGAGGUGCACUCAGACGCUGAAUCAAUUGAUGAAGAAGAAAUUAAUAUCUCUAGCCACACCGUUGAUGAUCGUUUCACUCAUGAGAAUGUUGGAGAAGUCUUGACCCAUGUUGAAAGUGAAAUCUCUCCUUUGAAAGCACUGCAGAGAUCAUGCGGCGCUCUUCGCUUCCUGGAUGAGUUCUCGCAACCCAAUCUCAGAAAAUAUGGUCCAGACAAUCAUACAUCUCUCAAUUUUCAGAUCGGCACCCUUUUGAACUACGCCAUUUUCAAAAAUGACAUUUCCCUGGUGGAGUUCCUUAUAAAGCUUGGAGAAAAAUGUGCAAGAACCGACCCUUCCGGAAAAGCGAAAUUUACUAUUCCGCAAGAAGAUUUUCAGAUUGCGAUUGCCUUGGGCCAUAUUGACUGCCUAGUCAAAAUGAUUCAAGCUAAGGCGACAGGUCUUCCUCUGGUACAAAUGUGUGAACUUUCUGGAAUCAAGCCGAAAGAAGAACAUCUUUACUACCCCGGUUUAUCUAUUCGCGGCAAAAAGCACAAGGAAUGGGCUGAUGCUGGUCGAGUCCAAGAGAUGCCUCCGCCAGGCUCGCGUCCUCCUUUGUUGAUCGCAGCUAUUCAAGGAAGUCUCACGUCUACAGAGUGGUUCCUUGGUACUGCACCAGGCAGACACUAUGUGGACUACGUGAACUCGCACUCGGAAGAAGAGAACAUCAAACGACUUUCGCUGUCCAAGCUUGGACUCGAAGGAUCUAUUCUGAAUUGGCUACAAACGAGAAAUAAUCUUGUGCUUCAUUGUGCCGUCAUGUCUCGACCAUGCGAAGAGUCUAAGCGUCUAGUGCAAUACUUAGUUGAUCAUCACCCUGAAUGCCUGGAGGUUCGCUCUUCAGGAGGUCACACUCCCCUUGCACUAGCUUGUUCUCUUCACCGAAAGAGCUAUGCCCGCAUUUUGAUUGCUGCAGGAGCCAACCAGACGGUUCGUGACUCUGAGAGCCGUAAUCUAAUUCACCUGCUUCUCAUUUCCAUUGAAGAAAAGGCCUGCGAAACGGCCGAAAGACUUGCUCCACUUCUUGAUCUUCUUGACAAGCCCCUUGUCUCUCCAAUGUUAAUGCAGCGGGCUGAAGAAGAAUCAAUAACGCCUCUCGGAAGUUGGCUGCGAUCCAACUACAGCAACAACACCUGGGAUCCCCGACACGAUGACUUUGAGAAAACCCGGGACAGAAUGGCCGACAUGACAAAACUUCUAAUGAGCUUCGAUGAAUCCAGCAACCAAAAGCAGCUGGAUAUUCUCGACGGAUCUGGUAACACGGCAGUCCAUAUCGCAGUCAAAUUUGGAUAUCCUGGAGUGCUGGAGGCAAUGCUUGAUCGACGCCCGGACCUCUUGUACCGAGAGAGCGCAACAGGAUGCACUCCACUCGAGCUGGCCGUGGACUCCUGGAUCAACGCAAAAACCAGAACUGCUCCUCGACUUUCGAGCAAUCCGCAUGAAAAGGUGCCAGAGUGGGAGUCUGUUGUUAGUCGUCCACCGCGCUACUUUAUUGAAGGCCAUGACUUGAGAACGAGAUGGGAGAUGAUGUAUCAAAUCUGUCAGGAUCGAGCCCAGCAACGGCCUGGCAAGAGAAGACUUGUUACUCUGUUCGAAGCAAAUGAGGUCGCCAAACGAUUGACUGUGCAAAGCAAUUGGACAAAGCGGUUCGCACCUGGUGGUCGGAACUAUGUACCUGGUCCUGGUGCCGUUAGUGAGGAGAGAGAUGAGGUUGCUAUUUGGUCAAGGGUGGCUAGUGAGCAUCGCUGA
Messenger RNA from Penicillium verhagenii, 5241 nucleotides. RefSeq lists its product as uncharacterized. The record is from RefSeq and is a predicted model, not a curated record. Gene Ontology annotation, molecular function: protein binding. The coding region runs from base 1 to 5241 and encodes 1746 amino acids. Lineage: Eukaryota; Fungi; Ascomycota; Eurotiomycetes; Eurotiales; Aspergillaceae. The transcript has 6 exons.